Tachyglossus aculeatus (Australian echidna) is the source of this 933-nucleotide messenger RNA. RefSeq names its product ribosomal L24 domain containing 1 (gene RSL24D1). Bases 64 to 549 code for a protein of 161 amino acids. The transcript has 6 exons. NCBI's taxonomy places the organism in Eukaryota, Metazoa, Chordata, Mammalia, Monotremata, Tachyglossidae. Gene Ontology annotation, molecular function: structural constituent of ribosome. Gene Ontology annotation, cellular component: ribosome; nucleolus. Gene Ontology annotation, biological process: translation; ribosomal large subunit biogenesis. The record is from RefSeq and is a predicted model, not a curated record.
AGACGCACUUCCGGCGGAAUCCCCUCGCUCCGCUUCCUUUCCCCCGCGGAGCUCGGCGGCAGGAUGAGGAUCGAGAAGUGUUACUUUUGCUCCGGGCCCAUCUACCCGGGGCACGGCAUGAUGUUCGUCCGCAACGACUGCAAGGUCUUCCGAUUCUGCAAAUCCAAGUGCCACAAGAACUUCAAGAAGAAGCGCAACCCCCGGAAGGUUCGGUGGACCAAAGCGUUCCGGAAGGCGGCUGGGAAGGAGCUCACCGUGGACAACUCGUUUGAAUUUGAAAAGCGGCGAAACGAACCGGUCAAAUACGAGAGAGAGCUCUGGAACAAGACUGUCGAUGCAAUGAAGAGAGUGGAAGAGAUCAAACAGAAACGGCAAGCUAAAUUCAUCAUGAACCGGUUGAAGAAGAGCAAGGAAUUACAGAAGGUUCAAGACAUCAAAGAAGUCAAGCAAAGCAUCCACCUCAUUCGGGCUCCUCUGGCAGGAAAACGGCUGGAAGAGAAAAUGGUACAGAAACUGCAAGAGGAUGUGGAUAUGGAAGACGCUUCGUAGGAACCGCGAAGUGGACUUUAUCGACUCUCCGCUCACCCAUCCUCCCCCUCAGCGGACGGUUUGAAAACCUCUUAGAGACUGGGGACGUGUUGACGUUUUUUUCUCCCUCUUAGUCAAAUGGGAAAACGCUUCCCUUCCAUCCUUCCACACCUGUGUGCAGACCUUCAGGUAAAUUGUUCCAGAUGGCUAGUGAGGUAGGGAGGGUAAGCCCUCCGCUGAACGGCCACUCUUCCGGAAACCGUGAGAGACUCGAUCGUAAUUACAGAAAUGUCGUAAUGGUCACAAUCUGGCCUCUUCACAUGGGUAAUGGCUCCUGGCCGUAUUUAUGUAAAACCUGCAAUUCCCCCAAGCCUUAUGACCAAUAAAACAUCCUGCUGGCGAUAA